AUGAUGGAAAAUUCAUUUAUAUUUACCAUGGACUCAGGACCAUUUCUUGAUAUAAUUCCGAUUUUAUUAGGUCAUUUUGACUUACUAAGUCUGAUACGUUUAGCACAAGCAUGUCGUUUUUGGAAACGACGGCUUUAUGGCGAUUUGAAACUAUGGCCAAAUGUUAUUGAAUUACCAUUCAUCUGUCACAUGCGUGUUUAUGAUUGCAAAUGUCAUGAUACUGAAAAAACCAUUCAAGUAAAAUGA
Rotaria socialis is the source of this 246-nucleotide messenger RNA. Lineage: Eukaryota; Metazoa; Rotifera; Eurotatoria; Philodinida; Philodinidae. The record is from the annotation of a GenBank genome assembly.